UUCUUAAAAAUCACAAAUAUUGUAAAAAAGCUUCUAAAAAUGGGAAAAAUAUUCUCCAGUACUUUCAGAAAGCCUUCCAAGACUGAGGCUGAGACAAUUUCUGUUGGUGACGAUGAAGUUGAUCAGGGGGUUGAGCAAUAUAUAGCGGUUGCAGUCGAAGAGGCUUCAGUAAGUGAUACUUGUUCUAACCCUCUGGAGAGUAUUAUAAAUGAGCAGUUUUUGUCAGAUGUCGCAAUAGAAAAUAUGGUUGACCAGUCUGUUGAGAUAAUUAUUCCGAUCGUUGAAGAGGAGUCAACAAUUGAGAAUAGUGAAGAUUUAGUUGCACAGUCUAUUGCUAAAACUUCUUCGGAGGCAACAAAUACUUGUUCCAACUCUGGGGAGAGUAAUCUUAAUAAGUAUAGUGAAGUAACAGAAAAUGAUGUGGGUUCCAGUUUUAAGUUUGGUAGUAGAAAAAGAAAGGCUCACGGUCCGGUACUCGCAUCAGAGGUUAUAGAGAAGCUUAAAAAAAUUCGAAGUCAAGAUGUUGUACCUAAUACUGUACCCGAUACUGUACCUAAUACUGUACCCGAUACUCUACCUAAUGCUGUACCUAAUAAUAAAAAUGAGAAAAAAUGAAACUCAAUUUGAAAGAGUGUGCAAAAAUUUCAAAAAAUUUGAAAAUAGCUCCCACGAACACAUCAU
Teleopsis dalmanni is the source of this 681-nucleotide messenger RNA. RefSeq lists its product as uncharacterized. The record is from RefSeq and is a predicted model, not a curated record. The transcript is spliced from 5 exons. Bases 40 to 615 code for a protein of 191 amino acids. NCBI's taxonomy places the organism in Eukaryota, Metazoa, Arthropoda, Insecta, Diptera, Diopsidae.